This is a messenger RNA of Brassica napus (rape), 387 nucleotides long. RefSeq lists its product as uncharacterized. The record is from RefSeq and is a predicted model, not a curated record. The transcript is spliced from 4 exons. The coding region runs from base 1 to 387 and encodes 128 amino acids. NCBI's taxonomy places the organism in Eukaryota, Viridiplantae, Streptophyta, Magnoliopsida, Brassicales, Brassicaceae.
AUGAGUUCGAAUUUGACGGCUGAGAGCUCAACUGUAAAUACGUUUGAUAUUCGUGGAAUUCCGGCGAAAUGUGUUUGCGGGACUGCGACCACAAUCUUCACGGCGGAUACUCACCAUUUGUUUAAAUGGGUUGAGGAUGCCGUUCUUGAAGAGGUUGAAGAUGCUUUGCCCAAGAUUGCACAACUUGAAGCCGAGGUAGCUAAAGGAAAAUCAGAUGUUGGGGAUUUAAAAGGCGUGAUAACUGAGUUGAUGGAAGAGGUGGUGAGAACUAAAACAGAAUUGAAGAGAUGUGAAGUGAAGAUGAAGAUUCUUGAUCAGCAUGAGCUAGAAGUUGUUGGUGUCUUUAAGUUUGAUGAACUAGAAGUUGUUGUUGUUGUGAAGAACUAA